ACGGUUCACUAGUAAUUUGAUGUGUGUCCCCGGGGACAUUUGAUGGAUUAAAGCUAAGCAGCUCCAUUUCGUAGCACCACCUGAUCUUCCACUGCCUGUGCCCCAUAUAAAGGCUGGCGUGAUUGCUGAUCUCAGCUAGUCUGACAGUGUCUCUCUCUCCCUCCUCUGCGCCUGUCUCCUUCUCUUCUCCUCCUCACUGGUCCUUUAAGCCGGCCGCAUCACAGGAGCUAUCCAGUGCUGAACAGGAUCACUUUUAUUUAUUUAUUUUCACUUUCUGGGGAAAGCUGGGGGAGCCAGAGUGCACCGCACAGCAUUGCCGUCAACGUCGUUCACCACUGGGUUGCAUUUUUUUUUUUAAUCAUCUCAUGUUUUUGGCCGCCGUCUUCAUCGUAAGGAUUACCGUCAAGCUAGCCGUGGUCGUGUGCUCCCUCAGAAGCUUUUUCUUUUCGCUCAUGCGUUUUCCACUGCGCUGUGUUAUUAUCCACUGAAACAUGCCCCGCUCAUUUUUGGUGAAGAAGAUCAAACUUGAUGAUUUCUCUUCAUCCAAUGUGGCCACCAAUAAUCACCAUCAGCACCUGGACGACUCGUUCACUUUUGCACGCUCCAUCACAGACUCUGCGACCAGCCUCGGCGUUCGUCUGAGUGAGAAUGGCUACAUCCAGGAUUACAUCACACCAUCUGUAUACCGGGAAGAGAAGAAGAUGGAGCACAAGCUGGUGUCGGACCCGCUGUACACCCACGUGAGCAGCGGUGGCGAGUACUGCGACCCCGACCUGAAGCACCCUGAUAGCCCCCAGUCAGGCAUGACCGCCAGCGGCUUCUACAGCGGCGAAUCGGAGGCCCUGGACGAGGGUUACACCAUGGAUGCCUUCUUCAUCUCCGACGGGCGUUCGAGAAGGAAGGGCGACGGCGAGGCUCGCGAGGGGGGCUCGAGAAGCAGCAGCGUCAACGCCGGCCUGCAGGAGAGCGGAGUCGCGGGCACGGCUCGCCACACCUGCAACGAGUGCGGCAAGACGUACGCCACCUCGUCCAACCUCAGCAGACACAAGCAGACGCACCGCAGUCUCGACAGCAAGAUGGCCCGCAAGUGUCCCACCUGCAGCAAAGUGUACGUGUCCAUGCCGGCUUUGGCCAUGCACAUCCUCACCCACGACCUCAAGCACAAGUGCGACGUGUGCAGCAAGGCCUUCAGCCGGCCGUGGCUCCUCCAAGGUCACAUGCGCUCUCACACGGGGGAGAAGCCCUUCGCUUGCGCCCAUUGUGGCAAAGCCUUCGCUGACCGCUCAAACCUCCGCGCCCACAUGCAAACACACUCUGCCUUCAAGCACUACAGAUGCAAGCGCUGCAAUAAGACCUUCGCUCUCAAGUCCUACCUGAACAAGCACUAUGAGUCUGCUUGCUUCAAGGGCUCCGCGGACGAAGACGACUCUGGAUCAGACAACUAACGGUGUGGAAGAUGCAGAAUUUUAACCCCCCACUCCCCCCCGCCACCCCAAUGCAGGUUCACGACCCCUGUUCACUCUGCCCUCCAUGCCUUUUUUCUUCCCUUUUUUAGAAAGCAAUAUUUUCACUGAGAUUAUGAGAAGCUCUAAUGACAACGGCAAAGACAAUUUCAGAAGAUGCUGGAUUUUUUUCCCUGCACAGUAGCUAAUCGUCCACAGACAAAUACAAUCAAAAACCUUCCCCAAAUAGAAACUGUAGAUGAUAGUUGUACACACAAACGACGUGUGCUCACACCAAACACAUGCACACACACAACACAAACACACACUUUCUCACACACACACACACACACACACACAAUUAUAUAUGAGGCCUGGCAUGUGAAUUUUUAUCAAUGACUAUACUAAUAUCAAUAGUAAUAAUAUUUAGAUUGCUGAUAUUUUAUAGGAAAUAGUAAUGAGAAAAUUGACAAAAAAAAACAUAAAAAGGACAGUGUUCUUUGGCUUUUUUUAAAGAGACAAAAUGACCUCUUGUAUUUUUAUGCUGCUUUUUAUUUGCUAAGAAUUGAAUUCUUUUGCAACUGCCAACUUUUUAUGAAAACGUGAAAUAUAACAGUAUUUGCAAAAAAAGAAGGGGAGAUGAUUUUAAAAAGGUAAAAAGACCCCCCUUUUCCACACCAAUGUUAUUUUUCUAUUUGAUUUUUCUAAAAUUAUUUUUUGUGCUCAAUAUCCCUUGAUCAAAAGGCAUCUUUGUAACUGUGGGUAUUCCAAACAUUUUAAGAAGCCCUCUGCGAUCACGGGCCAUAGGCGUUUCGAUUCUGUCAGAGUUGUGCUGUUCAAAUGUGCAACAGCAGGCCUGUGUAGCAGGUCUCACAAUGAGUAAGUGGUCAGUCAUUUUAGGGUGUCCUGUGUCUAUAGCAAAGAAAACACUCGUUCUUCCUCCAACUUGGUGGCGAGCGAGCGUCAGCUGCCUUUACGGUGCACCGUCUUUCCGAGAACGAGCGCCCCUCACGUGAUGUUUGAGGUUCUCCUCGUCCGCCAGUGUGACCGCGGGCUGACGCUUUACUAACUCGCGCACCCUCAGUUACAAAGUGACUCUUUUAUAUGUCGCUCAAAGCUCCGUCCAUUGUUUAGCUGCAUCUAAUUAUCAUGUAAAUACUUUAUUUAUCUAUUUAUUUAUUUUGGGGGGUAUUUAUUGAAGACUCAAUUGCUAUGUAUUUAUUUAUUUAUUUAUUAUUUCAAAUUAUGAACAUUCAUUGAACUUGUAAGAUGCUGCUGCUCUUCAAAGAAAAUGUUUAUAUGCAUGAAAACUGUAGAGAGUCCGUGGGACUUAGUUUUUAAAGAGGAACAAUGUACAGCAUCACUGCUAGCAGAGGUCCGACUAACCAAUGCAGAGCUACAUGUCUUUUUUUUUUCCCAUGGCAAUAACCUUAAUGACAUGGCAACUGACCUGUAUAACAAUCACAGCUGUCCUGUUUUUACUCAAUUUAGGGCAAUAAAAAGAAACAAUGAAAAUUAAAUGCUAAAAUAUUCUCUAUCUUGUCUCCAAAAAGUCAGACGCUCCUCCUCAGGACAAGAGAUUGUCUCGUCCCCCCCCCCAAAAAAAACAAAAAAACAACUCAGGCAAUAACUAACUCCUUGACUCAGAUGUGAUGCUUCAUGUUGGAUCAAAUUACAGUCAAGUAAUGUAGGUGUGAUCGUGUUACAUCGAGGCUUCAAAGGUGCAAAAGCAAUAAUGAUGCCAGUGCAGUGAGAGGCUGCUUAAUCUUGGGUUAUUGUCUCUGUUGUUUUACAGAGCAGCCGUGUAAGAACCACAGUAAGGGACAUUUAUGAUUUAACGCCAUUAAAAUGACCACAAUGCGAACUACUUAUCUCUGCGAGCUGUCCACGCAAAAUAACCAAGUGGCCGUAAAUAAGGCUUGGAAGUUUCCAAGCUUGUUUGAGUGAGGUAGCACGCUCGAAUGCACAUCCAAAAUCCCCCGUCAUUUGUCCACGACUGCUCCCCCCACGCCCUGUCAGCCAUCUUCAUCCCAACUGCCUCUAAACAGACCCACAGAGGAAGAAAUGUGCUGAAGCGGGAUUGGCGGAGGGCGGCUGAGUGUGGGAGGAUAACAGGUGUUUUCAGACAGACUGCAGAUAGGGAGCGUAAUUGAGUUGGUGAGCAACCUCCAAGGGGAAGGUCAAGCACCAGCAGGCAAAUGCACUGUCAGCUAUUUGCAUAAUUUCAAAUGGAUGAAACCAACGCAAGCCUAAAACACCCGCCACACGCAGAAAAUAAAUUGAGAAAAGAGAAGUUUCCACUCUGUUUAUCCGUCCGCUUCAUCCUGUCGACGGCUGUCUCAGGAACACAGCUGAAUCACUGCGUGAGAGCAUCCAAACCACCUGUCUCCUAUCUCCACUCGCACAAAACACCAUUUGGCACGACGCUGAAUUAUUGACCUUUGAACAGAUACGCAAAUCACUGCUUGUAUUGCGCUCCCAUUGCUUUUAUAUUCUACAGUGGGGGGAAGAUAAAAUGUUUUUCGAAGCUGACGAUUGCAAUUUAAUAUUGAAGAUAAAGGGAUUGAGGUGAAAAAAACAAAACAUCAUUUGAGGAUGUGCAGCAGGAUGAACACACUUAAAGUGGCAGCAGAUCGGAUCACAGACGGUAAUUACUGAGGAGGCGGCUCACCUUGAUUCUUCACUUCCAAAUUGAGACCGAGUGCGGCAUUGUUCCUCUUUGACAAAUUUGUACAUAGAAUUGUAAAUACAGCACAGCAAUAAUAUGCAUGUAGACAUUUAAUUGCCCUUUUCUAUUUAGUGGUCUUAUUUUUAAAAUUUUAUUUAUGUAAAAAUAAAAACAGGUACCAAUUACAACCCGGGUGGCCACAUGAAUCAGGGAGUGUCUUGGUUUCCAAACUAUUUGUAAGACAAGGCAACAACACUUCAGUGUAUUCUCAAAGAAUUGAUCAUGCUCUGUUUCUUUUUUUUCUUUUUUUUUUUUAAUGUGCCCAGCUCGGCUGUGCAAAGAGAAGUGCCAAAUAAAUAUGAUUUCCAUGACAAAAGCCUACAACAUAUGGUUGGCUGCUUGAAACCUUCCAUAUGGCCCUCAAAGGAAAAAAAAAAAAAAAAAAACAGAUGAAGAUUUUCCACUUUCUUGCUCUUUCUCUCUAUCUCUUGCUCUCUCUUUCUGUCUGUCUGAGUAUGAAGAAACUUAAGCCAUGAUUGCUGAGGGGAUGUUUUGGUUUCUCUUGUUCUGCUACAAUUUAUGACAACAACAAUAGCAAUGAUAACAUUAAUAAAAACAAUAGCACAAGCAACCUGCAAGUCUGCAAUUAUUUCUUUGGAAUGCAAUCAGUGAUGAUUUACUUAACGCGCAGUGAUGCUUAAAGUGUGGUCUGCGUACCACUGGUGGUAAACAGGCUCCCUCUAGUGGUUUGUGAAAGAAUCACUGAAUUAAAUGUUCAAACUGCAGCGUUAAUGUUUUUGUAUUUAUCCACUGCAUCACAUUUGUUCAAUAGAGUUCAGUUGCAUUUAACUUUAAAGUGCAAUACAUUUGCAUUUAAUCAUUAAGAAGAAGCAGUUGGUUUUUAAACAUUCUGGUAUUUUGUUUUUUUUUUUACUUUUAUGUGUAAUAC
Phycodurus eques (leafy seadragon) is the source of this 5059-nucleotide messenger RNA. It is a transcript of the gene scrt2, whose product is annotated as scratch family zinc finger 2. Gene Ontology annotation, biological process: regulation of DNA-templated transcription. Lineage: Eukaryota; Metazoa; Chordata; Actinopteri; Syngnathiformes; Syngnathidae. Gene Ontology annotation, molecular function: RNA polymerase II cis-regulatory region sequence-specific DNA binding; DNA-binding transcription factor activity, RNA polymerase II-specific. The record is from RefSeq and is a predicted model, not a curated record.